UCUGUUUUGCCUUUCCCGCAAAAUCACUUUCCCCCGAAGAACGCCGAUUAGGGUUUCAGUUUCACUAACACAAAUGAUGCUCUCAUGGUCAUGGACGUCUUCCUCAUCAAUCGAAUUACCUCAAUCAGCCAUCACUGCUGCAGCUGUGAAGCCCUCAAUUUCUAUACCCCUAAGUCUAACCCGAAAUUCCCGCAAUGCACAUUCUCCAUCGCCAAAAUUUCGAUUUGCGAUUAAUCAUCGCUCGAGUGUUCGAGCGCUCAGUUCUUGCCCCGCCUCAAGUUCCUCCGUGGAGCAACGAGAGUCACCUUCCCCGAAGCUGUUCAUAAAAGGAUUGGCACGGUCGACAAGGGAGGGUCAGUUGAAGAAGGCGUUUUCGGAGUUUGGAGAAGUCACCCGAGUUCAAAUCAUCAGGGAUAAAGAAUCCGAGCAAUCUCUAGGAUACGGGUUUAUCUGGUUUUCUAGCGAAGAGUCAGCAAAUUUUUCUGUGAAGGAAAUGAAUGGCAAGUUCUUCUAUGGCAGGUUUAUCCUCGUCGCGGUUGCGAAACCCAAUCUUCAUAAAAGACUAGAAAACACAACUCCCUACAGGUUCUGACACUCAAUCAAGGAAAAGGACGUACGAGAAGUGACUGAAUAAUGGCAUCGCUGAAGACGAGGAAAUGCCAAGAUUUGCAUCAUGUCAUAUCAGCUAGGGACUGACUGCAGGAAGAAAUCAUAAGUCUGAUGAACUCUAAUGGUACUGCUGGUGGUGGUGGGGAUACCCAAAAGAAAGGGCAAAUUUUUUGAAGAGAAAUUUGCCACUUUUCCUUAUUUUUCUUUGUUUUCUGGGCCUGUAAUUGCAAGUAUUUGCUUAUCGGUGGCUCUAUCAUUGUUCCAUGAAAAGGACUAUGGCGGGGACCACUUUGACGAUGAAGAGGCUCUCAUGGUAGAUGUACACUAUAAAAUAUUACAUAUAAUCCUAUCUUUUAAGAACAGGUUUGGUACG
This is a messenger RNA of Punica granatum (pomegranate), 982 nucleotides long. The record is from RefSeq and is a predicted model, not a curated record. NCBI's taxonomy places the organism in Eukaryota, Viridiplantae, Streptophyta, Magnoliopsida, Myrtales, Lythraceae.